Messenger RNA from Callorhinus ursinus (northern fur seal), 1850 nucleotides. It is a transcript of the gene AMY2B, whose product is annotated as amylase alpha 2B. Gene Ontology annotation, biological process: carbohydrate metabolic process. Lineage: Eukaryota; Metazoa; Chordata; Mammalia; Carnivora; Otariidae. Gene Ontology annotation, molecular function: alpha-amylase activity; cation binding. The record is from RefSeq and is a predicted model, not a curated record.
AUGUCUUCCAACUGCUUUCCAACUUUAAGGAGAAGAAAUUGACACCUGGAGUAUGGAACUGUUCAGAGAAUUAGACUAUAACAGGACUAUAAAGUCCUAAAUUCAGCAUUUUUUUUCCUCACUGAAGAGAAACAAAACAAGAACUGUGUGAUUUUUGUUAUUUUAUAAUUGAAAAGACUGAUGUGGAUUUGAGUUUGCUGAUUUAAAGAAAUGAUGUGGAAUAUAAAUAGGAAAGAAUGCUGGCAACUUCAAAGCAAAAUGAAGUUCUUCCUAUUGCUUUCAGUCUUUGGGAUCUGCUGGGCUCAGUAUGCCCCAAACACCAAAUCUGGACGGACAUCUAUUGUCCAUCUGUUUGAGUGGCGCUGGAAUGACAUUGCUCUUGAAUGUGAGCAAUACCUAGCUCCAAAAGGAUUUGGAGGGGUUCAGAUCUCUCCACCCAGUGAAAAUGUUGUGAUUCAUAACCCUUCAAGACCUUGGUGGGAAAGAUACCAACCAAUUAGCUACAAGAUAUGCACAAGAUCAGGAAAUGAAGAUGAAUUCAAAGACAUGGUGACUAGAUGUAACAAUGUUGGUGUCCAUAUUUAUGUGGAUGCUGUAAUUAAUCAUAUGUGUGGGAAUAGUGUGAGUGCGGGAACCAGCAGUACUUGUGGAAGUUACUUCAACCCUGGAAAUAGAAAUUUUCCAGCAGUCCCAUUCUCUGGUUGGGAUUUUAAUGAUCGUAAAUGUAAAAGUAAAAGUGGAGACAUUGAGAGCUAUAAUGAUCCUUAUCAGGUCAGAGACUGUCGUCUGGUUGGUCUUCUUGAUCUUGCACUGGAGAAAGAUUAUGUGCGUUCCAGGGUUGCUGAAUAUCUGAACCGCCUCAUUGACAUUGGUGUAGCAGGGUUCAGAAUUGAUGCUUCUAAACACAUGUGGCCUGGAGACAUAAAGGCAGUUUUGGAUAAACUGCAUAAUCUAAAUACAAGGUGGUUCUCUGAAGGAAGUAAACCUUUCAUUUACCAGGAGGUAAUUGAUCUGGGCGGUGAGCCAAUUAAAAGCAAGGAAUACUUUGGAAAUGGCCGUGUGACAGAAUUCAAGUAUGGUGCAAAACUAGGCACGGUUCUGCGCAAGUGGAAUGGAGAGAAGAUGGCUUACUUAAAGAACUGGGGAGAAGGAUGGGGUUUCAUGCCUUCUGAUAGAGCACUUGUCUUUGUGGAUAACCAUGACAGUCAGCGAGGACAUGGAGCUGGAGGAGCAUCUAUUCUUACAUUCUGGGACUCUAGACUGUACAAAAUGGGAGUUGGAUUUAUGCUUGCUCAUCCAUAUGGAUUUACACGAGUAAUGUCAAGCUUCCGUUGGCCAAGAUAUUUUGUAAAUGGACGAGAUGUUAAUGAUUGGAUUGGGCCACCAAAUGAUAAUGGGGUAAUUAAAGAAGUUACUGUUAAUCCAGACACUACUUGUGGUAAUGAUUGGGUCUGUGAACAUCGAUGGCGUCAAAUAAGGAACAUGGUUAUGUUCCGUAAUGUAGUUGAUGGCCAACCUUUUACAAACUGGUGGGAUAAUGGUAGCAACCAAGUAGCUUUUGGAAGAGGAAACAGAGGAUUCAUUGUCUUUAACAAUGAUGACUGGACAUUAUCUUUAACUUUGCAAACUGGUCUUCCUGCUGGCACAUAUUGUGAUGUUAUUUCUGGAGAUAAAAUUAAUGGCAACUGUACAGGAAUUAAAAUCUCUGUUUCUGGGGAUGGAAGUGCUCAUUUUUCCAUUAGUAACUCUGCUGAAGAUCCGUUUAUUGCAAUUCAUGCUCAAUCUAAAUUAUAAAAUUUGAAAUAAAUAAAUACACAUACUCACAGAAAUAACCAAGUGCAUUUCUUUUC